Molecule: messenger RNA, 2895 nt
Organism: Oryza brachyantha (malo sina)
Lineage: Eukaryota; Viridiplantae; Streptophyta; Magnoliopsida; Poales; Poaceae
Product: peroxisome biogenesis protein 5
Exons: 15
Coding region: 176-2386 (736 amino acids)
Biological process (GO): protein import into peroxisome matrix, docking
Cellular component (GO): peroxisomal membrane; cytosol
Molecular function (GO): protein binding
Source: RefSeq, a predicted model, not a curated record
UACUACUACCCACGCCCGCAAAGCCAAAGCCAACCCAGCGCGUCGACGCGGGCACGACUCCUCCUCCUCCUCCUCCUACCUCUCGACCUCGAGCGGAACGCCUCUCGCCGGCGGCGGCGGCGGCGGAGGCGACUGAAGAGACCGGUUCGGGUGAGGAGCGGGAGGGGGGGCCGAGAUGGCGAUGCGGCACCUCAUCACCGGCCAGGGCAACUGCGCGCCGGACGGGGCGUCCUCGUCCAACCCCUUCGGGAACCUCGCCAACGCCAUCCUCGGCCAGUCGUCGAAAACGCAGGCAAUAAAGGAACUUCCUGGAUCUUCAGUUAAUGUUCCAACAACAUCUGAGUUUGGGGCAGCUGCUCCCUUAUCGACCAUCCCUGGUUCAGAGAAUGAAUUCAAGCAAGAUCAACUGCCACUUGCGCGGGGUGCUGAUUUCAUCCGUGGGGGUCCUUCUCAUGACUGGGUUGAAUCUUUUCGGCCUCCAGGACUCCCUGAAUUUGCGGGGCCAGAUGCAGAGUUUAAAGAAUUUGAGCAAAUUUUUAACAACACAGGCCCAACCUUUGGACCACCAGUCUUGGAUGGUCCACCACAAAGGGUCUUAUCUGGGGUUUUACGUUCUUUCCUAUCAAGUGGUCAAGCUGGUGUGCCAUUUCAACCUGUUCCAGUACCAGCGCUUGGUUUGUCUGAAAGUGACAAACAAUGUAUACGUGACCGUAGCUGCAUUAUGGCACGCCACAUUUUGGCUGACCAGCCUGAAGAAUAUAUACAAGCACAGGUAAACACAUUGCUGCAUUCACUUGAUAUUGACAGUAAUUAUCGAAUGAAAGGACCCAUGCAUGGACCAUACCCAGAGAUGGAGGAGUAUUGGAAUCAGUCCCAAAGUGCUAUGAGAUCUGCUCCAAUGCAUAAUGCUGCAGAUAAAUGGAUAACUGAGUUUGGCAAGCAAAAUAAUAACCCUGAAGAUUGGGCUCACUCUUUUGAGCAACAAUAUGGUCCCAGUGGUUGGGCCUCUGAGUUUGAACAGCAUCAGUCUCAGAUGGCCAUGACAGGAGGAGUGAACAUGGCAAACCUGGCAGCUAUGGAGCAAUCUCGAAUGCUUGCACAAACAUUAGCAAGUAAUAAUGAUCCAAAAUUUCAGAACUCUAAAUUCUUCCAGUUUGUUUCAAAGAUGAGCCGUGGUGAACUUAUUAUAGAAGAUAAUCAAGUAAAACAAGGUUCAGCAUCCCAAUCCAGUGGCUGGGCUGAUGAAUUUCAAACCCAGCACAAUGCUAAUGCAAACUCUUGGGCGGAUCAGUUUGUUCAUGAGGAGAUGUCGCAAGGAGCAGAUAAGUGGGCUAGUGAGUUCUCUAGUGAGUAUAAUCAGGGUGGCCUCAAUGAUAACUGGGUUGAUGAGUUCUCCAAAUUGCGUGUUGAUGAUGAAUGGGCAGAAGAGUUCAGUGGAGGAGCAUUUGGUGAAAGCUCUGCUGAUCCAUGGGUAGAUGAGUUCCAGAACCAAUUAUCAGCUUCCAAACAAAAUUCUGGUGCAUCUCGAGGCGUUUAUGUUUUUUCUGACAUGAACCCGUACGUUGGUCACCCCAAUCCAAUGCAGGAAGGCCAGGAACUUUUUCGCAAAGGCCUCCUAAGUGAAGCUGUUCUUGCUUUAGAGGCUGAAGUUUUGAAGAAUCCUGAUAAUGCUGAAGGUUGGAGAUUACUUGGAAUAACACAUGCUGAAAAUGAUGAUGACCAACAGGCAAUCGCAGCAAUGAUGCGUGCACAAGAAGCUGAUCCGAAAAACCUAGAAGUUCUUCUUGCACUUGGUGUUAGUCACACAAAUGAGUUGGAGCAGGGAGAAGCAUUAAGAUAUCUUCAUAGUUGGCUUCAGAAUCACCCCAGAUAUGGGGGUAUCGCCCCUCCACAGCCAACUGAUUCACCUUAUGGUCCUGAUGUUAUUAGAUUGUUUAAUGAGGCUGCCCAAAUGUCACCUGAGGAUGCUGAUGUCCAUAUAGUUCUAGGAGUCUUGUACAACCUAUCAAGAGAAUAUGAUAAAGCUAUAGCUUCUUUCAAGACAGCACUGCAGCUAAAACCACAAGACUAUUCUCUCUGGAACAAGCUUGGCGCUACCCAAGCAAACAGUAUCCAGAGUGCUGACGCAAUAUUAGCCUAUCAGCAGGCUCUGGACUUAAAGCCCAACUACGUACGUGCAUGGGCUAAUAUGGGGAUUAGCUAUGCCAACCAGGGUUUGUAUGAAGAUUCUAUUCGAUACUAUGUAAGGGCGGUGGCUAUGAAUCCAAAAGCUGACAAUGCCUGGCAGUACUUGCGGAUUUCUCUUAGCAACGCUUCACGAGCUGACAUGAUCGCCGCAUGCGAUUCCCGCAACCUGGAUGUUCUUCAGAAAGAGUUUCCCCUAUGAGUACCAACACCCUAGUUCCUAGACAUAACACUUGCUCCUCAGGUCCCCGUGAUACUUGGCAAAAUGGGGGCUGCGCAUUUUGGAAUUGAUGAAAUUGCGUCAUACCGGUGCCGUUGCGUUGUGGUUUCUGGCUCGUGUAUGUUAAUUAGUUGUUCCAUGUUUAAGAAGGCGCGACAUGUAUAUAAAUUCAAGAUCAGAACCCAUUCUUCCGUAGGUGGGAAUCCCAAGGCAGAAGGCAAUUGUAACUGGCAAACAUCACAGGUAUCUGUAUACAAGAGACAAUCAAUAAAAAAAUGUUAGAACAAAAUCUGUCAAGAGCUAACAUGUUCUUGUAGUGGACUACAAAAAAUAAAGUGAAAGCAGGUUUCAGCAUAUGUUUGCAUAAUAGUAACUCAAUUCCUUUUAGGGAUUUUUGUGUAUUAAGGAUGUAAGUUGGGAGUGUUGGACGAAUCCCAGCGAGUAUUCGCAUAGAGUAACCUGUAAGGCCGACUGGUUUCCAUACUACCUCC